Chrysoperla carnea is the source of this 3670-nucleotide messenger RNA. RefSeq names its product protein diaphanous (gene dia). Gene Ontology annotation, molecular function: microtubule binding; small GTPase binding; actin binding. The record is from RefSeq and is a predicted model, not a curated record. The coding region runs from base 36 to 3326 and encodes 1096 amino acids. The transcript has 20 exons. Gene Ontology annotation, biological process: actin cytoskeleton organization; actin filament polymerization. NCBI's taxonomy places the organism in Eukaryota, Metazoa, Arthropoda, Insecta, Neuroptera, Chrysopidae. Gene Ontology annotation, cellular component: actin filament; cytoplasm.
AUUAAUGUAUAGAGACACUUGUUUAGCAUAUAAAAAUGUCACGACAAGAAAAAGCCAAAUCGGUUGGACUUUUGGAUACAUUAUUUGGGCGACCUAAAAAUCGAACAAAUAGUGUUACAAAUGUUCGCGGUGCUGGAUUUACUGGAUCUGGAAAUUCCAUUAGUAGUAGCAGUGAUGCUUCAAAUUAUGGGUCAGGCGAUGCAGCGCUUGAACAGGAGGAGGCUUUACUUGCAAUUAUUGAAAAGAUGGAUGAAGUCACUUUAUGUGCGAAGUUUGAGGAGAUGUUGAAUGACAUGAAUUUAUCUGAGGAUAAAAAACAACCUAUAAGACUACAACCAUUCCAAAAUAAAAAGAAAAUGGUUAUUAAUCAUUAUAAAGGGAUGAGUCAGGAAAAUAAAUCAAAAUUUGAUAAACCAAUGGAUUAUAUAAAUUAUUUAAGCCAAAAUGAUUUAUCCAGUAGUAAAUUAUUCAAUUGUGUGGAGUCAUUAAGAAUAGCACUUACGAAUAAUCCACUUAGUUGGAUUGAAGAAUUUGGUACGCAAGGCUUGAAGACAAUUUUAAAUAUUUUAAAUGUUUAUAAUCGGAAUGGUGGGCCUCCAAAUAUACGAUAUGAAUGUUUACGAUGUUUAAACGCCAUUAUGAAUAAUACAGUUGGAUUAAAAAACAUGUUGGUUGUAAAAGAUUCAUUUUCAAUUGUGGCAAGAUCCCUAGACCCAAAGCAUCCAAUUGUGAUGUGCGAGGCUGUUAAGGCAUUGGUGACGUUUUGUUUUGUUCCAAAUGGACAUGAAAAAGUUUUGGAAGCAAUUAGUAUUGUUAGUGAUUUUAAGGAUCGAUUUGCACCGAUUAUUGAAGGUUUAUCGAGUCCCAAACAUGAACAAAUGCGGGUUGUAUGUUUUCAAUUUAUUAAUGCAAUUAUAUCACAAGCCGAAGAUUUAGAUUUUCGAUUACAUUUAAGGAAUGAAGUAGUACGCGCUGGAUUAUCAGAAAUAAUUGAUUCUUUACGACUAGAUUCAUCAAAAGAUCUAAUGGUUCAAGUAAAAGUAUUUGAUAAUUUAAGAGUAGAAGAUUUUGAUGAAUUUUAUGCACGCUUUGAUAAUGUACGUUUGGAAAUGGAUGAUGUUAAUGAUUGUUUCGAAGUUAUUAAGAAUGUGACAUUUGAUACACCAGCCGAGCCAUAUUUUUUAAGUAUUCUUCAACAUUUGCUCUUUAUCAAAGAUGACAAUAUAAUAAGACCUGCUUAUUUUAAAUUAAUCGAAGAAUGUGUCACGCAAAUUGUUUUACAUAAGAAUGGUUUAGAUCCAGAUUUUACAAGACGUUUUGAAAUUGACGUUCAACCUCUUAUAGAAACUUUGGCAGAUCGCGAAAAAUCACAAGCGGCCGAGAAUAGCAAAAUUGAAGAAUUAAAAAAUAAAUUAGAAAAAGAAAUUAGUUUAAGGCAAGAAACUGAAGCAAAAUUGGCUCAAGCAGAAAAUCGAUUAAAAGAUCUUGGUGGUGAUUCAUUCACUGCUGUCAGUAAUGUCGCAAAUAUUGCAAAAAAUAUACACAUUCCUCCAGCUCCACCGCAGCCUCCAGGGUAUGGAAUACCACCACCACCUCCACCACCGGGAAUGGCGGGUAUGCCACCGCCUCCUCCUCCUAUGCCAGGAGGUGUAGGCGGUGCUCCACCACCACCUCCAAUGCCAGGAAUGGGUGGACCAGCACCGCCUCCACCACCACCUAUGUUAGGCAUGGGUGGACCACCACCGCCGCCUGGUUUUCCAGGAAUGAUGAUGCCACCACCACCACCGGUAGAUGUUUUACCUCAUGGCUUGAAACCAAAAAAGAAAUGGGAUGUAUCAGGUCCAUUAAAACGGGCUAAUUGGAAAACAAUUUUGCCUCAAAAAAUGUCAGAAAAAGCGUUUUGGAUAAAAUGUCAAGAAGAUAAAUUAGCAUCUCCAGACAUUUUAUCAGGAUUGGUUGAACGUUUUAGUUCGAAACCACCUGUAAAACGUAAUGAUGAUGUGGUUGACAGGUGUCAUACACUUAAAAAAGUGAAAGAUCUAAAAGUAUUGGAUGGUAAAGCCGCACAAAAUAUAUCAAUUUUAAUUGGAGGUUCUUUAAAACAUUUACCAUAUAGUGAUGUUAAAAAAUUUAUUUUACGUUGUGAUAACACAAUCUUAACUGAUAACGUACUUCAACAAUUAAUACAGUACUUACCACCCCCAGAUCAAUUGAAAAAACUGCAAGAAUAUAAAGCUUCAUACGAUGAUUUAACUGAAGCUGAACAAUUUUGUGUAACAAUUUCAGAAAUAAAACGACUUUUGCCAAGAUUAAAAUCACUUAGUUUUCGACUACAUCAAUCAGAAAUGGUCAAAGAUAUUAAACCGGAAAUUGUUGCUGGCACAACGGCGUGUGAAGAAGUAAAAAAUAGUAAAAAGUUUGCUAAAAUAUUGGAGUUGGUUUUGCUGCUCGGUAAUUUCAUGAAUUCAGGAAGUAAAAACGGUCAAGCUUAUGGUUUUGAAAUGAGUUUCUUAACGAAAUUGACCGGAACAAAAGAUUUCGAAAAUAAACAAACUUUAUUGCAUUAUAUAGUGGAUACCAUUGAAUCUAAGUUUCCAGAUUGUUUAAAUUUUCAUGACGAACUCUCACAUGUGGAUAAAGCAAGUCGAGUUUCCUUUGAAAAUAUACAGAAAACAUUACGGCACAUGGAUGCAAGUAUUAAAAAUCUAGAAACAGAUUUAGUUAAUUCAAAAAUACCACAAUCUGAAGAUGAUAAAUUUGCGGAAAUUAUGGGUGCCUUUUCUAAAGAAGCAAGACAGCAAUAUGAACUUUUACAAAAUAUGUUUAAACAAAUGGAUUCUUUAUACACAGACCUUUCCGAAUACUACGCAUUUGAUAAACAAAAAUACACUUUAGAAGAAUUCUUCUCGGAUAUUAAAACAUUUAAAGAUCAGUUCGAGCAAGCCUACAAAGAUAAUGUAAAAAUACGAGAGCAAGAAGAGAAAACGAGACGAGCGAAAUUAGCACGAGAAAAUGCAGAAAAAGAGCGAUCUGAACGCGCUAAAUAUAAAAAACAACUAAUUGAUAUGAAUGCACCACAGGAAGGAGUUAUGGAUAGUUUGAUGGAGGCAUUACAAACUGGAUCUGCAUUUAGUAGGGAACAAAAAAGGAAACGUGGUCCUCGAGUUGCUGGAGCUGAAAGAAGAGCACAAUUAAAUCGAAGUCGAUCUCGAACAGGUCUUAUUGGAUCUACUGGUUUGUCUCGGGAAUUAUCAAGAUAUAAAUUAUUGAAUAUGGAUAUUAUAAACAGUGUUCCAAUAAAUAUUGAUGAAGAAACAUUUUUAUAAUUUCUACUCUUAGUUUAAAUAAUAAAUAUUGUUAAUCCAACUUGUUUUUAGUUCUUAAAGUAAACAUGUUUAUAUCUAUAUGCUUGAUUCCAGCAAGAAUGAACCUUCUUCUUCAGAAGAGACUCAACAAUCACAGAUAAAACUUUUUUUUUAUUCUUUUUCGAUCUUUUGCCAACCAGCAAUCUAAAUUACCUUUUUUUGAUCUCUCAAUGCUUAAAUUUUGACCUAACUUUUUUCUUUCUAAAAUUUCUAUUUUAUUCUACCUCAAAAUGUGUGUAUCAAGUCUCUGUUAAAAAGUAUAAUUAUAAAAUAUAAUUUUCAGUUUCAUUCGGUAAAUAUUCCAA